CGUGAACGAUCACACCAUCCCAAAACGACACCGUGCUAGCCUCCUUAGCCUAAGCGCACUACGCACCCCUCUUCCCCUCCAGAAAACCAACCGGCUCUGCAAAAUUCAAAAGACAAAAACAACUCUCAAAAGGCUUGAAACGAUAAACGGUUUCUGAUGGAGAAACGCACGGUGUUUUUGGUUCUAAGCGUUUCGCUUUUACUUGGAGGUUCGGCGGCGCUUACAUUUUCGUCGAGGUUGAUACACAGGUUUUCCGACGAGGCGAAGGCGCUUUGGACUGCUCGAAACGGUAAUGCAGGUAACGGCGUCGUUUCUUGGCCGAAGAGGAAUAGCUUGGAGUACUUGGAGUUGCUUAUUGGUAACGAUUUGAAGAGGCAGAGGAUGAAGCUCGGCUCGCAGUACCCGCUGCUGUUUCCCUCUCAAGGAAGUGAAACUCUCUUCUUCGGAAACGAGUUUGACUGGUUACAUUACACAUGGAUAGACCUAGGAACACCGAAUGUUUCAUUCCUGGUAGCAUUGGAUGCUGGGAGCGACCUGUUGUGGGUCCCAUGUGAUUGCAUACAAUGCGCUCCUUUGUCUGCCGGUUACUAUAAUUCCUUGGAUAAAGAUCUGAGUGAGUAUAGCCCAUCUUUGUCAAGUAGUAGCAAAAACCUGUCUUGCAGCCAUCUGUUGUGUGAGUCAAGUUCCUACUGCAAAGGGCCGAAUGAUCCCUGCCCCUACAUUAUUGAGUAUGACUCGGAUAAUACCUCAACUUCUGGAUAUCUUGUUGAAGAUAAAUUACAUUUGAAGUCAUUUAGCGGCCAUUCAGAAGAGAGUUCAGUACAAGCUCCAGUUGUAAUAGGCUGUGGGAGGAAGCAGAGUGGUGGCUAUCUGGAUGGAGCUGCUCCUGAUGGUCUAAUGGGAUUGGGACCUGGGAACAUUUCUGUUCCUAGUUUGCUGGCACAAGCAGGAUUGAUUCAGAAUUCGUUCUCAAUUUGUUUAGAUGAGAAUGGUUCUGGAAGAAUUUAUUUUGGUGAUAAAGGGCUUGCCACUCAACAAUCUACUCCAUUCUUACCAAUAGGAGGAAAAUAUGAAAAAUACUUUGUAAGAGUGGAGCAUUUAUGCGUUGGGAGCUCUUGUCUUGUGAAAUCUGGAUUCUCAGCACUGGUGGAUAGUGGCACAUCUUUCACGUAUCUUCCUCCUGAAAUCUAUGAUAAAGUUGUUCUGGAGUUUGAUAAACAAGUAAAUGCCAGAAGGAUUAGCAAUCAAGAAGAUUUUUGGAAGUACUGUUACAAUGUCAGUUCACAGGAGCCGUUCAAAAUUCCUAGCAUGAGACUUAAAUUUGCUAUGAACCAAAGCUUUGACAUUCAUAAUCACAUAUACUCCUAUACUGGAAAUGAGGGAUUCACAAUAUUCUGUUUAACCGUAUUACGCGGUAAAGAUGACUUUGGUAUCAUCGGACAAAACUUCAUGACAGGUCAUGACAUUGUUUUUGAUCGAGAAAAUCUGAAGUUGGGUUGGUCACAUUCCAGUUGCCAAGAUGUGAAUGACAAAUCAAGUGUACAUCUUGCGCCUCCUCCCAGUGGUGAAUCUCCUAUACCAUUGCCAACCAAUGAGCAACAGAGCACCAAUAAUACACGGGCAGUAACUCCGGCAGUCGCCGGAAGGGCUUCCACAAAUCCUUCUGCAGCUUCAUCACUGCAAAUUCCUAACCUGCUCUGUCUGAUGGCUUCAUUGCUAAUUCUAAGGUGUUUACUUUAACCAUAACUAGUUCUCUCUUGUAAAUCCUCCCAAUUCUUGUCAGUUUCUUUUACAACUUGCAAACAUUGUUCACCUUCGUUUAUUUUAAUGAGUGGGGUUGGUAGUAA
Molecule: messenger RNA, 1847 nt
Organism: Theobroma umbraticum
Lineage: Eukaryota; Viridiplantae; Streptophyta; Magnoliopsida; Malvales; Malvaceae
Product: aspartic proteinase-like protein 1
Biological process (GO): proteolysis
Molecular function (GO): aspartic-type endopeptidase activity
Source: RefSeq, a predicted model, not a curated record